UAGUAUUUUUUAUAGGGGUCUCUUACGACGAAGCUUAUUCGCAAACUUUUAAGCAAAAUGUCCUGAACAUAUUUGCACAAAACACAAGCAUCAGCGACGACACGUUGCCUAUGCUGAGCAACUAUUUAUGCCCAUUGCUCCUGCUGUUCUUUUGGAUGGUCUCCAUAAUGUGCACCUGCCUGUGUUGCAAGUUCGUAAAAUCGGAAACGUCAACCACCUACGACUCGAAUAUCUUUGAAAUGCAGGAGGUUCAUAUCCUGGGUCCCGAUGUUCUUCAUGCCAAAGCAUGUGCUUGUUUGGAGUGUCUGCAUCGUCAGUUAGCUAAGGAGAUGAAGCUGAAAAAUAAUACCUAA
Messenger RNA from Drosophila ficusphila, 353 nucleotides. RefSeq lists its product as uncharacterized. The transcript has 2 exons. The record is from RefSeq and is a predicted model, not a curated record. Bases 111 to 353 code for a protein of 80 amino acids. Lineage: Eukaryota; Metazoa; Arthropoda; Insecta; Diptera; Drosophilidae.